Messenger RNA from Humulus lupulus (European hop), 2166 nucleotides. Its product is annotated as laccase-6. Gene Ontology annotation, biological process: lignin catabolic process. Gene Ontology annotation, cellular component: apoplast. NCBI's taxonomy places the organism in Eukaryota, Viridiplantae, Streptophyta, Magnoliopsida, Rosales, Cannabaceae. Gene Ontology annotation, molecular function: copper ion binding; hydroquinone:oxygen oxidoreductase activity. The record is from RefSeq and is a predicted model, not a curated record. The transcript is spliced from 6 exons. Bases 247 to 1980 code for a protein of 577 amino acids.
UUGAAUAAUUACUUCCCCAACACCUUAUGAUCACUAGUCCAUGUUAGAAGAAUCAUGAAAGCUGACCAACAUAAUACACCUACCCAAACCCUAUAUUGUCCUGCUCCAAUUAGAUAUUUUAUGCAUCACUAUAAAUUGAAAGAAAACAGAAACAUUAUUAUGUUCACUCUCAUAAGUAGUACUCACUUAUACUCAAGCUGUUUUACCCUCUAAAAAUUCCGAAAUCCUCUGUUUUCCUCCGGAAAAAUGACCAACUUUGCCACUUCACUUGUACUUUUGCUCUGGUUCAGCUUGUUAUCAGUCUACGUUUCUAAUACGCAAGCUAUGGCACAAUGGCCUGUUGGACCUGUCGGAAGACCAACCAAGUUUUUUGAUUUCAAGGUUCAAACGAAAAGAGUUAGCAAACUCUGUAACAGCAAGGACAUUGUGACCAUAAAUGGAAUGUUCCCAGGACCAGUUGUUUAUGCUCAAGAAGGCGAUGCACUCGUAGUCAAAGUAACCAACGAGUCUCCAUUCAAUAUGACAAUCCACUGGCAUGGUGUUCGGCAAAUAUUAUCCUGCUGGUUUGACGGGCCUUCCUACAUUACUCAAUGUCCGAUUCAAUCCGGGCAGAGUUUUACAUACAAAUUUACGUUGGUGAAGCAAAAGGGCACUCUUUUCUGGCAUGCCCAUGUUUCUUGGCUAAGGGCAACUGUUUACGGUGCCCUUAUCGUCUACCCCAGAACAGGUGUACCGUACCCGUUUAAAUACCCCUUUCAGGAGCAUAUCAUCAUACUAGGAGAAUACUGGCUGAAGGAUGUUGUACAACUUGAUCGUGCCACCAUAGCCAGCGGGGGAAGUCCUCCACCAGCAGACGCUUUUACUAUUAACGGCCACCCAGGCCCCAACUAUAACUGUUCAAACAAUGAUGUCUACAUGAUUAAUGUGACUCCGGGAAAGACGUACUUGUUGAGGCUUAUACACGCAGGCCUAAACACAGAGAACUUUUUUGCCAUAGCCAAUCAUAAAUUGACUAUUGUAGAAGCAGAUGCAGAGUAUACAAAACCAUUCACCACAGACCGUGUGAUGCUCGGACCAGGUCAAACCAUGAAUGUCCUUGUCACCGCUGAUCAGCCAACAGGAAGAUACUCAAUGGCCAUGGGACCUUACAUGUCAGCAAAGGGUGUCCGGUUCCAAAAUAUUUCAUCCAUUGCCUACUUUCAAUACACAGGGUCUGUUUUUAAUAGCUUAUCUGUAACCCCUAAUUUGCCAAGUUUUAACGAUAAUCUUGUGGUUCAGACAAUUAUGGACGGACUAAAGAGCCUAAACAAUGUUAAUCUUUCGAAACAAAUUGAUGCCAAUCUUUUCGCCACUGUUGGAUUAAAUGUCCAAAAGUGUCACUCCAAGAAACCCAAACAAAAUUGCCAAGGCCCUAAUAAUGGGGUUAUGGGGGCAUCAAUGAAUAACAUAAGCUUUGUUAAGCCUAAAAUUUCGGUGUUGGAAGCUUACUAUAAGAAGAUUAAUGGUUCCUUUACAGAGGAUUUCCCUGAAGUACCUCUUCAAUUCUAUGAUUUCGUUAAUGGGGCACCUAAUAACAUUCCUAACAACACACAGUCAUUGAAUGGGACAAGGACCAUUGUCCUUGAAUAUGGAACCAGGGUUCAACUUAUUUUUCAGGACACUGGAACUGUCUCCACUGAGAACCACCCAAUCCAUCUUCAUGGCUAUAGCUUCUACGUUGUUGGAUAUGGCAAUGGCAACUAUGAUGAACAAACAGCAAAAUUCAAUUUAGUGGACCCACCUUAUAUGAACACAAUCGGUGUUCCUGUUGGGGGAUGGGCUGCUAUCCGAUUUGUUGCUGACAAUCCAGGAGUUUGGUUUAUGCAUUGUCACCUUGACAUACACCAGUCGUGGGGAUUAGGCACAGCAAUCAUCGUGAAGAAUGGUAAAGGAGAUCCUCAGACCCUUCCACAUCCUCCCGCUGACCUGCCAAGGUGCUAGGACAUGCAGUUAAGGACUUUUCUAGUCAUUGCCAUUUGUUUUUCUUUAUCAUCCCAACCAAGGAUUCUUUUGGAGCAAGUUUUGAAAAUUUUAUAUUGAUUCCCUUUCUCUGACAAAAUGACUGUGUGCGUGUAUACAAGUGAAGAAAAAGAACAAAAAGAUUGGAUUUAAAAUUACAGACCUCUU